Tilletiaria anomala UBC 951 is the source of this 411-nucleotide messenger RNA. RefSeq names its product H3_EMENI histone H3. NCBI's taxonomy places the organism in Eukaryota, Fungi, Basidiomycota, Exobasidiomycetes, Georgefischeriales, Tilletiariaceae. The record is from RefSeq and is a predicted model, not a curated record. Gene Ontology annotation, cellular component: nucleosome. Bases 1 to 411 code for a protein of 136 amino acids. The transcript is spliced from 4 exons. Gene Ontology annotation, molecular function: DNA binding; protein heterodimerization activity; structural constituent of chromatin.
AUGGCUAGGACCAAGCAGACAGCCCGCAAGUCUACCGGUGGUAAGGCACCACGUAAGCAGUUAGCCACCAAGGCCGCUCGCAAGUCGGCCCCAGCCGCAGGCGGUGUGAAGAAGCCCCAUCGUUACAAGCCUGGUACCGUCGCCUUGCGUGAAAUUCGUCGUUACCAGAAGUCGACUGAGCUUCUGAUCCGCAAGCUGCCGUUCCAGCGUCUCGUCCGUGAGAUUGCCCAGGACUUCAAGACCGACUUGCGCUUCCAGAGCUCUGCCAUCGGGGCUCUUCAGGAGGCCGCUGAGGCAUACCUUGUCGGUCUUUUCGAGGACACCAACUUGGCUGCCAUCCACGCCAAGCGUGUCACCAUCCAACCCAAGGACAUCGCUCUCGCCCGCCGUCUCCGUGGCGAGCGCUCGUAA